AGGGGGGAACCAGUGUUAUCUCUGGGGAAAGAGAUCAUUCAGACCCUGGGGAUGGUCGUCGGUAUUACCCGGGUGGGAAGGAGAAAGAAGACCAGGGGAUGGCAGAGAGACGUAGCUAUAUCAUCUAUCUAAUACUUCGUUCCAAGCCACCAUGCUGCCCACCAACAAGUACCCCCCCCAUCACACAUACACCUCCUGCCCGGCCUCACCACGAUGGAUAGCUACGAUUUAGUCAUCGCAAACGGGGUCUGCGUGACGGCCGCGGACGUGGCCCCUUGCGACGUCGCCGUCAAGGGCGAGAAGAUCGUGCUGCUAGCCCCCUCGGGGUCGCUGGCUGGCGCGGCGACGAAGCGCCUGAUCGACGCUGAGGGCGGCUACGUCAUGCCCGGCGGCAUCGACUGCCACGUGCACCUCGAGGAGCCGAGCCUGUUCGGCCAGGGCUCGUCGGCCGACAGCUUCGAGUCGGGCACGCGCUCGGCCGUGGCCGGCGGCAACACCACCGUCGUCGCAUUCGCGCCGCAGCAGAAACACCUCGACUCGGUGCUCGCCGCCCUAGCCGACGCGCACGCCCUCGCCCGGGGCAACUGCUACUGCGACUACGGCUUCCACACGCUCGUGGCGAACCCGUCGCCGACGGCGCUGUCUGAGUUCCCGCGCCUGGCCGGCGGCGAGGGCGUCACCUCGCUCAAGGUCUACAUGACGUACGCAGCCCUGCAGCUGCGCGACGACGAGAUCCUGUCGGUGCUGCUGGCCGCCCGGCGGAGCCGGCUCCUGACCAUGAUCCACGCCGAGAACGGCGACGCGCUCGCCUGGCUUACCGACCGGCUGGAGGCCGCGCACCUCUUCGCCCCGCGGUACCACGCCCACGCCCACGCGCCAGCGCUCGAGUCCGAGGCGACGCACCGCGCCAUCGCGCUGAGCGCGCUGCUCGCCGGGACGCCGAUCCUGCUGGUGCACGUCAGCGAGCCGGCGGCGGCGCGGCGCAUCCGCGAGGCCCAGGCGGCCGGGCAGCCCGUCUUCGCCGAGACCUGCCCGCAGUACCUGUUCCUCACGCGCGACGACCUCGACCGGCCGGGCUUCGAGGGCGCCAAGUGCGUCUGCGCGCCGCCGCCGCGGACCCGCGCGGACCAGGCCGCCCUCUGGCGCGGCCUGCGCGACGGCACCUUCGCCGUCCUGUCGUCGGACCACUGCGCCUUCCGCUACGACGACGCCGCCGCCGGCAAGAAGACCAGCGUCUCCCCGGCGCACCCCGUCGGCCGCUUCCGCCACAUCCCCAACGGCCUGCCUGGCGUCGAGACCCGCCUGCCGCUCGCCUUCGCCGCCCGCAAGCUGCCACCCACGCGCUUCGUCGAGGUGAGCAGCACCAACGCCGCUAAGCUGUACGGCCUGUACCCGCGCAAGGGCAGCAUGAUCCCCGGCGUCUCGGACGCGGACCUCGUCGUGUGGUACCCCGCGGGGGCGCUGGGCGAAUUCGCGCUGACGAACGACAUGCUGCACCACGACGCGGACUACACGCCCUACGAGGGACGCACGCUCGACAAUUGGCCGCGGUACACCAUCCUGAGGGGCCAGGUUGUCUGGGAUCGGGACGGCGGCGGCAUUGUGGGCGAGAAGGGCUUUGGGAAGUUUCUAAAGAGGGAGAGGAGCUCCUUACAUGGGAUUUGGGAGACAGUAGAGGAAGAAGGGCCUUUUGACCUGGAAGCCUUGUGAUAGGGGGCAUGACGAGUAGAGGCGGGGGAUGAUAGUGGUCUUUCACAGAUGCAGGAACAUAGGCAAACCAUGUUCCCUAUGAUCCCGACGUCUACUAUAAGUUCAGCAAUACCUACGAUAUUGGGCUUUCCUACAUAUUUUUUGUGC
Durotheca rogersii is the source of this 1857-nucleotide messenger RNA. RefSeq names its product D-hydantoinase. NCBI's taxonomy places the organism in Eukaryota, Fungi, Ascomycota, Sordariomycetes, Xylariales, Xylariaceae. Gene Ontology annotation, cellular component: cytoplasm. Gene Ontology annotation, molecular function: hydrolase activity, acting on carbon-nitrogen (but not peptide) bonds. The coding region runs from base 214 to 1710 and encodes 498 amino acids. The record is from RefSeq and is a predicted model, not a curated record. The transcript has a single exon.